This is a messenger RNA of Limanda limanda (common dab), 3346 nucleotides long. Its product is annotated as adhesion G-protein coupled receptor D2. The transcript has 24 exons. Bases 1 to 3333 code for a protein of 1110 amino acids. Gene Ontology annotation, molecular function: G protein-coupled receptor activity. The record is from RefSeq and is a predicted model, not a curated record. Gene Ontology annotation, cellular component: membrane. NCBI's taxonomy places the organism in Eukaryota, Metazoa, Chordata, Actinopteri, Pleuronectiformes, Pleuronectidae. Gene Ontology annotation, biological process: cell surface receptor signaling pathway; adenylate cyclase-activating G protein-coupled receptor signaling pathway.
AUGCACAGGUUGUUGUUGCCAAAGUUUGGCCUGCUUGUUUGUUUUCACAGCUGUAUCUCAGCCUUUACAUUGGAAACCAGAACCUUGACCUACGAUGAGUUAUAUUAUGAGUAUGUGCCUGAUAGCCUGCAGUGGAGCAGUGCAGGGGAGGUUUGUAACCAGCGAUCUGGGGCCUUGGCUGAAGUCAACAAUCCAGAAGAGAAACAAAACCUAACCAACUUCUUAAAGUCUCUGACCAUCUCUCAACCUGUCUGGAUUGCCAGGAAAGUCAUCACUUAUCUGACAAGCUCCUCCGACACCCUGAUUCUGGAAUUCAGUGGGCGCUCGGACAAAAAGCACGCCCGUCUCCGGCACAAGUUCUCCUCCAUGGGCUCAGUGACCGUUUGCACCCGUCUCCGCCUCGAUCCCAACUGCUUUGGAAUUUCUACCAUCUUCUCUUAUUCCAUCCAGUCGUAUAUUAAUGAGUUCCAGCUCCGAGCGAACGUGAUCCAGGGAAAGCCUGUGCAGCUGGCUCUGAUGGUCCAUGGCAUUCAUGGGCCUUACCAGGAAGCCUUUGCCCAUGACGACUCCUGGCACUCCGUUUGCGUUUCUUGGACCCAGAGUGGUGGACGCUGGGCACUGUAUACUCAUGGAAUCCUCCGGGGUAAAGGCCUGAACCAUGCAUUGGACCAGAGCAUUGGACCUGAUGGCUUUUUCAUUAUUGGACAAGAGCAGGACACGUUUGGGGGCUCAUUUAAGAAGGAUGAGUCAUUCUCAGGGAGCAUCACAGAGCUGCACAUUUGGGAUCGGGUACUGAAUAGCAGCGAAAUCUUCACCAUGGAAAAAGAGUGCUCGCUCAUUUCCUGUGGGCUGGUGUUCAAGUGGAGUAAAGCAGCCAUGGAAAUAGAGUCCUCCCUUAAAGCGCUGCAGGGAGACAGCCCAUGUCAAGGUAACUUCACUGUGUUAUCAGAUCCGCUCUUUGAGGAUGGAAAUACUAUCGAGAACCAAACAUUCUCCAUUAAGUUGUUCCACAGUUCUCAGUCUGAUGUGGACUGUGACAUCUUUGACCCUGUGGUGGGGGACUGCAGCGUGGCCAAGUGUGACUCAUUCAGAGGGGCUGUCUGCCAGUUUAAGAAAGAAGUGCUGGAGGUUUUCAGUUUACCGAAGACACCAUUCUUUAGCAGACUGGGCAAGAAUCCUCUGACUAAAACCGUGAUCGAGGAGCUGAGCGUCAACACUUCCUGGGGCGGAGACCUGAGCUCGCUGCAGCAGCUGUCGCAGGUCGUCCUGCAAGCCGUGGAGGCCGGUGACCCAAACGUCCUCUCCUCCAGUGACGUCCUCUUCCUCUCCCAGAUGAUUGAGACGGGCCUGACUGCAGCAGCUAGUACUCACUCAGCCGGACACGAUGCAGCAGAGGUCAUGGUCUCCAUUACUACUAACUAUGUGAAGGCAGCAAGUGUGAUGCUGGAGCCCAGCAUGGCCACACAGUGGAUGGGCCUGACGGAGGAUGGGGUCAGCGUGGGGCCAUUUACUGUUGUCAAGAGCAUUGACCGUCUCACUGAAGCUCUUGCAGACAUGUUGUCUGCUGAGAGAAGAGUCUUCACCCUUUCUACCAAGAACAUAGAUGUGUUCAUGAAAUGGCAAAAGUUAUCUGAAGACCACGGUCGUCAGGUCUUCAAACCGUCCGUGGUCAGCUCCAGCACCACGAGUCAGGAUGAGCUGGUAAUCCCUGACACUGAGCUCCAGAGGAUACACACCCUUGGAAAGGAGGAAGUGGUUUUGAUUCACACCCACUACAGUCAUCUGAGUGAAAUUGAGUCUGGAGCCCAGGAACCUCCAGUGAGUCACCAAGAGAGAACUGAAAGAAUGCCCUCAGGUCACCUGGCGUCUGCUGUCAUAUCAGCUUCCAUCCGCGAUCCCUCCACGGCCCAAACCAUCCCCGUGGCUGUCCAGUACACCCUGUCUUCAUCGCAUGUGGUGGAGUAUUCACAGAGACUAUCUCCUGUCUGUGUCUUUUGGAAUUUCAGCCUGAUGCACACUCACACCACUAGCUGGUCCAGUGUUGGCUGCAGGGUGACCUAUGCCGGCUCCGGUGUCACUUCCUGUCUAUGUAACCACACCACCAAUUUUGCAGUGUUGAUGAAUUACCUGGAGUCGAAGUGGAGUCCUGAGGAAGAGCUUAUUUUAACCAAGCUGACAUUCGUCGGCUCUGGUGCGUCCCUGUGUGCGCUCGUGGUGACCUUGAUGCUGUUCACUGUGCUGGAUAUCCCCAAAUCUGAUAGGACGUCCAUUCAUAAGAACCUGUUCAUUGCUCUGAUCUGUGCCCAGGUGAUUCUGCUGUGCAGCAGCUCAGCCAUUCACAACAAGGUGGCGUGUACACUCGUGGCGGCGCUGCUUCAUCUCUUCUUCAUGGCGGCAUUUAGCUGGAUGCUGGUGGAGGGUCUGCUGCUCUGGAGCAAGGUGGUGGCGGUCAACCUGAGCGAGGAUCGACACAUGAAAUAUUACUAUCUCAUCGGCUGGGGUCUACCGGUGCUGAUAGUCACCAUCACGCUGGCAUCGGCCUCGGGCAAAUACUCUGCCGACGGCAACUGUUGGCUCAGUGUCCAGAACGGGGUUAUCUGGGGUUUUGCCGGGCCAGUCAUCUUCAUCAUCAUGGUAAAUAUCAUGAUACUGUCGAGGGUGGUCAUCAUCACAAUCUCCACAGCCAAGAGAAGGUCCAUCAUGUUGGCCAUGGGCACCAGUCCUGCGGAACAAGCCUACGAGCAGAUCAGGGCUGCAGUGAAAGCAGUGCUGGUGUUGCUUCCCAUCCUUGGAUUAACAUGGCUAUGCGGCGUCUUGGUGCCUUUCUCCAUUGUCAUGGCCUACAUCUUCAUCCUCCUCAACUCCCUACAGGGCCUUUUCAUCUUCCUGAUAUAUGGGGUGUACAACACAGAGGUUCGCAGCACGGUCAACAGGAUCAAAGAGAGGAGAAAAGCGCUUAAUUUUUCAAACUGUGCCAGCUCUCGACCAUCCAGCUCGGUCACCAGCUCUCGUCCUGUCAGUUUCCCUCUUGGAACGACCCCAAGCCAGGAAGAGGAGACCACCAAUACCUACACGCCAGACCCUGGCAAGGAGGAAGAGAGGAGCACAGGUCAGCUGUCCAUUCCUUGUGUUCCAGAGAGACUGGAAAAUCCCUCGAGCCAACCCUUCAAAGGCACUCAUCAGCAUGGAAAGGAUCCUCCUCCCUCAGAAAUGGAUGACUCCUUGCCAGCUGGUUGCAGCCUCCAUGUUCCCAUGGAGCUGGAGUUCACCACUUCCUGUUUCCCUCGUAGCCCAGCGCCUCAGAAAAGCCACGGCCUUGUCUACGUGGAUUGAGCCGGUCGGUGUC